UUUAAUUUUCAACUAAAAUCGAAAAAUAAAUUAUGCAGAGAAUAAUUACAGUAAGUUCUUUUUGCAGCAAACUGUUGAGAAAAGAAAGACAACGUGCUUUUUCCUCCUCAUCGUCCUUAUUAUUCGAUGACACUCAAUUACAGUUUAAAGAGAGUGUCAGGCAAUUUGCGCUUGAAAAUAUUGCGCCUCAUGCUUCCAAGAUCGACCAAUCUAAUUAUUUCCCCAAGGAGGUUAACUUAUGGAAGCUCAUGGGGGAUUUUAAUCUCCAUGGAAUAACUGCCCCAGAGGAAUAUGGAGGACUUGGUCUUGGUUACUUGUAUCACUGCAUAGCGAUGGAAGAAAUAAGCCGUGCUUCCGGGUCGGUUGGUCUUUCCUAUGGUGCUCAUUCUAAUUUGUGCAUCAAUCAGCUGGAGAGGAAUGGAAGCCCUGCCCAGAAAGAGAAAUACCUGCCAAAGCUCAUCAGUGGAGAGCAUGUAGGAGCCCUUGCUAUGAGUGAACCCAAUGCUGGAUCUGAUGUUGUUAGCAUGAAGUGCAAAGCUGAUCGGGUUGAUGGGGGUUAUCUUAUCAAUGGUAACAAGAUGUGGUGCACUAAUGGUCCAACUGCUCAAACAUUGGUUGUUUAUGCGAAGACAGACGUCACAGCUGGUUCAAAAGGAAUCACAGCAUUUAUUAUCGAGAAGGGAAUGCCUGGAUACUCCACUGCUCAGAAAUUGGACAAACUUGGGAUGCGAGGAAGUGAUACAUGUGAGCUUGUCUUUGAGAAUUGUUUUGUUCCAGAAGAAAAUGUUCUUGGCAAAGAAGGAAAAGGGGUUUAUGUACUAAUGUCAGGAUUAGAUUUGGAGAGACUUGUUUUGUCUGCUGGGCCGGUCGGUAUAAUGCAGGCAUGUCUUGAUGUUGUUCUUCCUUACAUACGAGAGAGGUCACAGUUUGGCCGUCCGAUUGGGGAAUUCCAGUUUAUACAGGGGAAAGUUGCCGACAUGUACACUUCUCUGCAAUCAUCAAGGUCCUACGUCUAUUCCGUUGCAAGGGACUGCGACAAUGGAAGAGUUGAUCCUAAGGACUGUGCUGCAGUUAUACUUUCUGCUGCCGAACGAGCCACUCAAGUUGCUUUGCAGGCAAUACAAUGUUUAGGUGGUAAUGGAUACGUGAACGAAUACACAACCGGACGUCUUCUUCGAGAUGCCAAGCUCUACGAAAUCGGAGCAGGAACUAGUGAGAUCAGACGAAUGGUCAUUGGUCGUGAGCUUUUUAAGCAACAGUAAGAGACUGAAAAGUGGCGAAAAAAAAAAAAAUACACAGACAAAGCAG
Messenger RNA from Hibiscus syriacus, 1308 nucleotides. RefSeq names its product isovaleryl-CoA dehydrogenase, mitochondrial-like. The record is from RefSeq and is a predicted model, not a curated record. The transcript is spliced from 16 exons. Gene Ontology annotation, cellular component: mitochondrion. The coding region runs from base 33 to 1262 and encodes 409 amino acids. Lineage: Eukaryota; Viridiplantae; Streptophyta; Magnoliopsida; Malvales; Malvaceae. Gene Ontology annotation, biological process: L-leucine catabolic process. Gene Ontology annotation, molecular function: flavin adenine dinucleotide binding; 3-methylbutanoyl-CoA dehydrogenase activity.